Molecule: messenger RNA, 152 nt
Organism: Funneliformis mosseae
Lineage: Eukaryota; Fungi; Glomeromycota; Glomeromycetes; Glomerales; Glomeraceae
Source: the annotation of a GenBank genome assembly
CGGAAUUGGCAAAUUAUGAGAAAGAAGAUAUUAACCUCGAAAAAAGAAAGAAACACGCAAUUUCUAAAAAUAACAAAGUGUCAAUGGCAAUUUCUACAGUAGGUUUUAUUUAUGUUAUUUUGAUGCACAGACAUAUUCGAGAAUUACAAUAA